Molecule: messenger RNA, 3990 nt
Organism: Octopus bimaculoides (California two-spot octopus)
Lineage: Eukaryota; Metazoa; Mollusca; Cephalopoda; Octopoda; Octopodidae
Source: RefSeq, a predicted model, not a curated record
GUGUGUACAACUAUAAAAACAUGUUACUGACAAAAACAACUGGACAAUCCUUCCUUCUUUGUGGUGCGCUGAACUAAUCUGUUUAUGUGACACUGUAUUUGUAACUUCAUUUAUGUUGUUCGCAUUAAUCGGAUACCUAGCAACUUGUUAAUAACAUUUUAAAUAACAUAAUACGUACGUACGUACAUACAUACAUAUCGCGCACGUGUGCAUUAUACAUACAAAUAUACACACCUACUUUAUACACAAAUAUAUAACUUCCUUUUUCUUUUAUCUCUCUCUCUUUCUCUGAACUAUACACCACUCGCAUACAUACACACGUAUACACAUUCAUUCACGUACUCAUAUACGCGAUGUCAUCGUGUAAACACGGCAGAUGUGUGACCCAGAUGUAUUAAAUAUUGGUGAUCAAGUUAUCAAUUCGUCACUAUACACAGAAACAAAAAAACAUAUACCACUACCAUCAGCUUCAUCACUAUCACCACCUUCAACAUCAACAGAAUUAUAAUAAUUAUAACCAUAAUAAUCAACAUAUUAAUUAAUGACUGAUAUCUCUCGUCGGAUCUGUACCCAAGUUAAAUUCGAACCUGUCACCUAAAGAUUGCAACAGUCUUUAUUCUGGAAAGAUGGUUGGUUCGGUACGCAAGUCAAUCUUCAGUUAUGAAGCUAAAGACUUUUCAUCAUAUUUUGUUGAUGAAACAAAUUUUGCAUAUCCAGAUGAUAUAUAUGGAUUUAUCAAUAAUGCACCAACUUUUACUCCUGAUUUAGAACCACCUGAAGAUAGUCAAGCUUGCCAGUGUAAAACCCCAUGCCGUCCCUAUGGUCGCUGCUAUAGGUUUCAACAUUUAUGUUUCAAAAUUGUCAGGAUUUCAUUUCGUGUGUUGCUGUUUAUGUUUAUUUUUGCACUCAUCUUCAUUGGUAGUUACUUCUGCCAUUCCUGUCCAGGACAAGUUUUCGUGCCAGUAUUCACCAUAAUAAAUGGUUGCACCUUGUCACUCUUCAUAAUGUAUUCCUUAUUCAACUAUUUCACCUUGGAUAAAGAAAUCCCCUUUUUCACAGACAUAAGAUACAAGAAACGGUUCAAAGUGCUGGGUGACAUACUCUCUCUGUUUUUCUUCAUAUGGCUCAUUGUAGGAAGUAUCACAGUGUUCAAGUUUAACAAAGUCGUGGAAGUAAAGGACAUCACAUCAGAACAUUAUUGCCACCCCUAUAUUUUCUUUUAUACCUUUUGGUACCUCAUAGUCUUGUAUGGAAUUGUGGGUAGUAUACUAGUCAUAGGUAUAUGUGGCAUUUGCAUAAAAAACACAUAUACUUAUGCCAUAGCAACAACAUCUGUUACUGAAGUGGUUUAAUCUGCUAAUCCACAAGAUAUAUCAAUUCUUAACACAUCUACAAGGUGUCUCGUUUUAGGGGCAGAUUACAGUGAUUUAAGAUUAACCCCAGCUACCUAAUAGGUGCUUAAGUUUUCACAGUGAAAGCACUUGGCUUUGUGGUUAGAGUACUUGGCUCACAUUCAUAAGGUCAUGAGUUCAAUUCCCAGCAACGUGUCAUGUCCUUGAGCAAGACACUUCAUUUCAUGGUACUCCAGUCCACUCAGCUGACAAAAAGGAGUUAUACCUGUCACUCAAAGGAUGAAACCUUGUUACAUCCUCAGGGUCAUACUGAAUCUCCUGAGAAUUACUUGAAGGGUAUGUGUGUCCAUGGAGUACUCAGCCACUUGCUUGCUAAUUUCUUGAGCAGGCUGUUCAGAUUAACUGGAACACUUGUCAUCAUAGCCAGCAGAACAAAAAGCAGAUUUUAUCAAAACACAUUAUGUCCCAAGCUUGAGCAAUUUUGCCAAUCCACUGCCCUUGUUCAUUUUGUUAAAUCAAAAUGUCUGUUGUGGAUGAUCUGUUGGAUUAUCAUCUUAUGAGGGUUUUAGCUUCAAAUUUGCUUCAGACAUUUGUGUAUUUGGGCAAGAGUACAUUGGAUUCUUUUUUUUUUUUUUUUUUUUUUGUAAUGGCUUCCUUAAAGCACAGAAGUAAGCACAGAAGUAAGCAUUUGUGAUCUGUUUUUAGAGUGAAAGGCUAAUUCUACCUCAUAAAAAACAACCAAAAGCAGUGACUUGGCAGUCAUUAGAAUGUUGGACAGAAUGCCUUGCAGAGUUUAUUCUGAAUCUAUGUGCUCUGAGUUCAAAUCCUACUGAGUCCAACUUUGCUUUACCUCUUUUCAGGAGUUGAGGAAAAAGCACCAAUCCAGAGGAUUGUAUUAGAAGACAUAUUAAUUAGACAGUAGAGUGAGAUACUCCGCAGCAUCUGCUCAAAUUCUUUUGCAUUUUGGCAGCAAUACCUUUUGCUAAGCUGUAUGAGCCCAAGUUCGUGGCCAUUUGCUUUGAUAAACACCUGAGGUGUGGAAUGAGGAGACUUGCAUGCAUGGCCAAAUGCCAGUCUUCUGCAAAACAAUCUUAGCCAGAUUUGUAUAUACACAGGCAGGUGUACGGUCAACACUGACAAACAUAGAAGCUAAAAGAAUAGAAAUGGUCUCUCCAACAGGCUUCCACACAGUUUCUAUCUAUCAAAUUUUAUUUACAAGACUUUGUUAACCUAUGACUGUGCUUGAAGACACCUUUUCAAAAGUGUCACACAGUGGCAUCAGAUCUGAGAAUAUAGAGUUGCAAAAUAAACUAGGUUAUGCAACAAUAAUGGCACUCCAGCCAUGUCUGGACCCCUAAAUUAUACAGCUACUCUUGUGCCGUUUAACUAUAAAGUCAUGCCUGUGUGAUUAAACCACAGUCAUUAUGCUUCUUACCCAUACAAUUAUGCCUGUACCCAUAAACCACAUGGCUGUACUUGUAUCUUUAAAUCUUAUAACCUUGCCUGUGGCCCCUUAACUACAGAGCCUCUGCCCCUAAAUCACACAUGGUCAUGACUGUAACACAAAACCACACAGCUUUUACAUCAGUUCAGUUAUCAGGUGUGAGGAAUUCCAUUUGGUAGUAUAAGUUUCAAAUGUUGGCACAAGACCAGCAAUUUUUAGGGGAGGUGUAAGCCAAUUACAUGAACCCCAGUUUUCAACUGGUACCUAUUUUAUUGACCCCCACAAAAAGAUGAAAGGCAAACUCGACCUCAGCAGAAUUUGAACUCAGACCAUAAAGAUGGAUGAAAUGCCACAAAGAAUUUUGCCUGGUAUGCUAACAAUUCUGCCAGCUCAUCACUUUAUUCCAUUUGGUAAUAUUACCUGAGACUGCACACCAGGUAAAACGUUUACAUUCUCAGUUCAAAUUCUGCUGAGGUCAACUUUAUGUUCUAGGUUCAAAUUCCACCAAAGUCAACUUUGCCUUUCAUCUUUUCAGGAUUGGUAAAGUAAGUGCCAGUUGAGCACUAGGGUCAAUGCAAUCGACUUACCCACACCUUGUGAAAUUGCUAGCCCUUUCUCUAAAUCUGGAACCAAAUUUGAAACCAAUGUUACCUGAGACUGACUGGUACCUGAUCUAUGGAAAGCUUUUGUUUGUUACCUGUCUAAUUCUACAGGGUAGCUGAGCCAGGCCUGUGCAUUUAAAUUCAUUUAAGGCAUUUACACACUCACUCACCUCCCCAGUCAGACAUUCAUUCAUUCAGAGGGAAGUGCUGCCCUCCAGCAAUUUAUUGAAAGUUAGAUGAGAGUGGCAAGGAUGGUCUGAGUGAUUGGACCUGCUCUGAGCAUGCAUCUAUAGACUGAGGGGUGAGAAUGAAGAGAGGCCACUUGCUUUAGUGGUCAAGGUUUCCAUGAGCAGCCUUUGGAAGUCUCCCCACUUUGGGGGAAUCAUUCUUUACUAAAAUUUUCUUGUUACCUCAUUUUUUACUGCUGUAAAUUUGUGUAAAUGUAUGAAUUCCUUUCUGUGGUUUUUUCCCUGCUUUUCUAUCGAUGUCUUUUGUAAUUUUUUAUAUAGGCCCUAGGGCCAAUAAAGAAAUGGCUAUUAUUUAUUUUGUAAAAUAUUCAAGACAGUCAAUAAAAUAUUUUUGUUAUCAAGAA